Molecule: messenger RNA, 2284 nt
Organism: Alternaria alternata
Lineage: Eukaryota; Fungi; Ascomycota; Dothideomycetes; Pleosporales; Pleosporaceae
Product: general substrate transporter
Exons: 8
Coding region: 494-2086 (530 amino acids)
Biological process (GO): transmembrane transport; carbohydrate transport
Cellular component (GO): membrane
Molecular function (GO): carbohydrate:proton symporter activity
Source: RefSeq, a predicted model, not a curated record
CGGCUCUACCUGUACGCGCUUACACCGGAAUGACCAUUGACAUGCUAGUGCAUGUGCAAACUCGCCCGACUUGAGCACUACAUCAGCCUUUGUCUGAUCUGCUGACAAUGUGCUAUUGGAUGACUACACAGGCUUUCAUGAUCGCUGUCUCAAUAUCAGCUGCCGACGUAAGUGGUGUGAGGCCAAGUCAGCAUGUCGAGCACGGGGUAAUAACCAGCUCGGGUACGCUCAAUGGUGCCAUGCGGGGACGAUCCAUGCAAUGAUACCUGGCAUCGGAAACAUACUAGGAUUAGCAGCCUGUGAUGAUGCACUGAAGCUGCAGCGGCAUGGAACAAGGGUUCGUCGGCAUAGCAAGCUGGAUGGAGAGAUACUCGGGGCUAGCAUUCUGAGAUAAAGAGUGAAUGCGCGCUCUUCUGAACGGCCUCACCGCGCGCCUCGAGCUUGCAAUAUCCUUAAUUAACACCUAUACAUUGUCCAAGUGCAUCUCGGCAUCAUGGGUUUUAUGCUGAAGCCUCCGCCAGACACUGCUGGUAAGGCAUGGCCUGCCAUUGUCAUCGGUCUCUUCGUCGCGUUUGGUGGUGUUCUCUUCGGAUAUGAUACAGGCACAAUUUCUGGCAUCAUUGCCAUGGACUAUUGGAAGAAGGAGUUCUCCACUGAGCCAGACCUCAGCAUCACAGCUGCGCAAGAUUCCCUGAUCGUGUCAAUUCUCUCAGCUGGUACCUUUUUCGGCGCUUUGACGGCUGCACCCUUCGGCGAUCUGCUUGGCCGACGUCUUGGAUUGAUGGUUUCAGCCGGCGCCGUUUUCAACCUUGGAGUUAUUCUACAGACGGCUGCGACAGCGCAACCGCUGUUCAUUGCCGGUCGUUUCUUCGCCGGUUAUGGUGUCGGUCUCAUCUCAGCUCUGAUUCCUAUGUACCAGAGUGAGACUGCGCCAAAAUGGAUUCGAGGAACGAUUGUCGGAGCUUACCAGCUUGCUAUCACGAUCGGAUUACUACUCGCUGCUAUUGUGAACAAUUCGACCAAGGAUCGUCAAGAUUCUGGAUCAUACCGCAUUCCUAUUGCGGUACAAUUCCUCUGGUCUAUCAUUCUUGUUGGCGGACUUUUCUUCCUGCCCGAGACACCGAGAUAUCUCAUCAAGAUGGACAAAUACGAGCAGGCUGCAAGCAGUCUUGGCAAGCUUCGUCGCUUGCCAGUCGACCAUCCAGCUAUCGUUGAGGAAUUGGGCGAGGUUCAAGCGAACCAUCUCUACGAGAUGUCGUUGGGCAAGUCUACGUAUGCCGACUGCUUCAAGGGAACACUUGGCAAGCGUCUCGCGACUGGAUGUCUGCUCCAGGCGCUACAACAGCUUACUGGUGUAAACUUCAUCUUCUACUAUGGAACACAAUACUUCCAGAACGCUGGCUUCCGCGACCCCUUCAUCAUCCAGGUCAUCACCAACUGCGUCAACGUCGCAUCUACAUUCCCCGGUCUCUACAUGGUUGAGCGCCUCGGACGACGUAACCUUCUUCUUCUCGGAGCGAUCGGCAUGUGUGUAUGCCAGUACAUCGUCGCUAUCACAGGAACAGUAGCCGGAACCUCCGAUCUCGCCGCUCAACGAGCUGCUAUCGCCUUCGUGUGCAUCUAUAUCUUCUUCUUCGCCAGCUCUUGGGGUCCUGUUGCUUGGGUCGUGACUGGAGAACUAUACCCCCUCAAGGCACGCGCCAAGUGUCUCUCGAUGACCACCGCGAGUAACUGGUUGCUCAACUGGGCGAUCGCCUACUCAACCCCCUACAUGGUCGACGAAGACCACGCCAACCUCCAAUCAAAGGUCUUCUUUGUCUGGGGCUCCUUCUGUUUCGUCUGCAUCGCUUUCGUCUGGUUCAUGAUCUACGAGACCAAAGGUCUUACUCUCGAACAAGUCGACGAGCUCUACGGUAUCAUCGGCAAAGCGUGGAAGAGCAAGGAGUUCCGCCCUGCGGUUCAGUUCGCGGAGAUGGAUCCUAAGACUGGGCGUAGUAUGAGUCUGAGCGAGGUGGCGCAGAACCAGGAGAGGAAGAGGAGCGUGCAGCACGAUGAGGCGGUUGUCCCGCCCAAGGUUGAGAUCUAGGAUGCGAUGGGGAAGGGGGGAAGUGUAUGGUGGAUAUAGUGAUGGAUAGUAAUGGAAGGGGCGGAAAGUGGGAUGUUUGUGGCUGGAGAAAUAUGUGAAGAGAUGGUCGUUAAGCGGAAUGUCAUGAGUACAAAAUGAUAUGCUAAGACUUAGCUGCCAUAGUCGUAUAACAUCUUGUAAUGUACACGAUAUUUGCUA